AGUGAUGACUCUACUUUUGGUAAUUUUAGUAACGGUGGUGAUUGUUGCCACGCCUGUUCCGGCAACGGAAUAUCAAGAUUAUAAAAAUUCUUCGUUAAUCAUCACAGAGAGUGGCUUGAUAACUGGUGUUCCUGAAAUAUCAACUAAAGGAAAAUCUUUCUAUGCUUAUUAUUCAAUACCUUUUGCCAAACCACCUGUGGGAAAUCUAAGAUUCAAGGCCCCAGUGGAAGGUGUAUCUUGGAAAGGGAUUAGGGAUGGAACCAUUCCUCCACCUCCGUGCCCUCAGCUGCCGUCUGCUCUUGACCAUUCCUUCAUCAACGGAGAAGAGGACUGUCUGUUCCUUAAUGUAUUCACCAGCAAAAUGAACGACACACCUGUUGCCUUACCCGUUUUGGUAUUUCUUCACGGAGGAGGGUACACCGGUGGUAGAGCCCACAGGCAUCAACCAUACGCCUUUCUCAACGAGGAAGUAGUGCUUGUGACACUGCAGUACCGUUUAGGCAUCUUAGGAUUCUUAUCAACGGAGGAUGAUGUUCUACCUGGAAAUUUGGGACUGAAGGAUCAACUCUUGGCUUUACGCUGGGUAUCCAGAAACAUCAAACAAUUCGGAGGCGAUCCUAACAAAGUCACGAUUUUUGGUCAAAGUGCUGGGGCCAGUUCUGCCCAUCUCCUCAGCCUGUCUCCAAAGUCUGAAGGUUUGUUUGGUAGAGUUAUUCUUCAGUCUGGAAGUGCACUUUCAUCUUGGGCACUGGGCUCAAACUACAAAAAAACAGCUAUUCAGGUAGCCAAGCAUGUCGGAUGUGAGAAUCAUGAAAACUCAUCCUAUGAAAUGAUUGAGUGCCUCCGAGGGGUGAAUAGUGACGAAUUGGUAAACACUCUUCCAAAAAUAAUGAACUCAUUCGGGUUACCAAUUCUGUUGGGACCUCGUGUUGACGGCGACUUACUACCAGAUUGUCCUGAGGAGCUGGUAAAGUUGGAGCAAAACAACAAAAUAGAUUUAAUUUCUGGAUACGCGAGUGAGGAUGGAGCAGAACUCCUUGCGGUCAUACGAGCCACACAUCAAGAUGUGAACUUCACCCAUAACUUCAAUGAGAUUGCGCCGUACACGCUGGAUUAUACCGAAGAAACUAGUAAUUCAAUGCAAUUGACUCAAUGGGUCUAUGAGUACUACAUGGGAGGACGUAAACUAGAACCGACAGCAAACUUUAUUCAGAUGGUGACGGAUCGUAUCUUCGCAGCUCCUCAACUGACAUCUGCAAUUCUGCAUUCAUCGGUCUCAACGAAGGAAAAGAAAGACUUGCAAGCGCGCACAUAUUGUUACUUGUUCAGUUACCGUGGCCAACAUUCAGUUUUAGACAACUAUAAUAUAUCGGUCGAACCUAACUGUGAGUUUGUUUACAUGAUAUCAGCUGAACUAAUUUGGUUUAUGUAUUCCCAAAUAUCUAAUGAUCUUUUCUAUCAUUCAGGGGUGUCUCACUCAGACGAAAUGUUUUAUAUGUUUCCUGGUGCUCCCGACUGGAAGCCACUGACACACCCAGCAGACUUAGCCAUGAGAGAAGUUUUCAUCAAACUUUGGACCAAUUUUGCUGCCACAGGGAAUCCAACGCCUGAUUCAUCACUUGGUUUUACGUGGGAGGCGAUUAGCAAAGAAGAACAAAAGUUCCUGGUCCUUUUGCCUUCACCUAUUAUGAUGGAGAACGACGCAGUGCGAAAGGUAAUGCAAGCUAAGCAAGUAUAGGCAAAGCAGACUUUUAUCAUAUUUAUUUACAAAUAACUUUUUUUUAACUCCUUCCUUGUAUUUAGAUUCCAAUUUCUGUCUCAGACAUUUUUAUUUGUCUAUUCGUCGUCUCUCAGAUACCUGAAUUUCAGUGAGAAAAGGAAAAUGAGGUCUAGUAAGGAAGAGGUGGUGUGGCACAAAUGAAAAAUUAGAUCUAAGAUCAUUAAUGUUGUAGAAAUUAAUGAAGGAAAAGUUGAGGAGGAUGUCAAGACAUUUUAUUAAAGUUAAGCUCGAUAAGAGAAGAAC
Molecule: messenger RNA, 2023 nt
Organism: Portunus trituberculatus (swimming crab)
Lineage: Eukaryota; Metazoa; Arthropoda; Malacostraca; Decapoda; Portunidae
Product: juvenile hormone esterase-like
Exons: 9
Coding region: 5-1738 (577 amino acids)
Source: RefSeq, a predicted model, not a curated record